GAUGUGCAUUAUGGAAGGGAGAAAGCAAAGCCAUCCUGCAGGAUGUCACUUCUGCAUGGAGGACUCUGAUAAGGCUCAAACUGGUUUUAUGCCGCACACCUGCUGUUUGCAGCCAAGUCUAAAGGCACCAAGGGUAUCAGUUUCUUGCAAGAUUAAACUCUUUGAUUCCAAUCUCUUUAGCGGGAAAGCAUGUUGUUUUAUCUAAUGCUUAUCUCUGUCUGUUUUAGGCUGUGGCGCCUGCUGAGAAAAGCUUCACGCUUUGGUAUCCCCGACACAGUUGGUCAACACUGCUUAAAUGUUCUGCAUGGUAAGGUCAGAUGCUACGCAGGCUGCUGCACACAGAGUCAUGUCCUGACUGUGGGAAAUCUCCCUAGGGAAAUGCACCCUGGAGCAGGUAGUGAAGUGAAGGAAAGGAAUCAGAAAGAUCCUCAUGGUCACAGUCAAGAUUCCUAUCCAUCCACCAAGGUGGAGUGAAUGGUGCUGACUUGCAUUCUCAGACUUUCCUGAGGAAACAAAGCUAUCAGCAAAGAGAUGAUGGUGACCAGACCUGGAUGACCAAAGCUCUAGUAAGAGCAAAACCUGCUGUCUUCUGAAAACAUCCUGAAGACAGGGACUACAGCUUGCAUGGCUGCUCCAGGCAGCCCCACAUCCCUUCCCAUAAAUGUUACAGGAGGACUCCUCACCAUCUUCGGGCAAUUUUUCAGCUCUGCAGAUCUGAACAGCACAUUCACCUCAGACUGUUGGAAGAGCAGCCUUGCAUAUCUGAUGUGCUUGCAGAUGGCCCUGGCCCUGCCCUCCGGGUAUGAAAUACAGACAUCAGUCAGCAGGACUCAACAGCCACAGAAGACGGAGUUAUGAGAUCCCUCUGGCAAGGGAAGUCUGGUCGCAGCCCACUCCAAGCCCUGUAUGAGAACGACCAGUUUGAGCAGUCAUCACUGCAGGCUGUUCACCAGCAGAGACGGGAGCUGUUGAGCAACAUCUGCAACCGUUACACCCGCAAGCGGCGCCUCCUGCGGCCCGAUGACUUGCGACACUUGGUGGUGGAUGACACGCAUGGGCUGCUCUACUGCUACGUGCCCAAAGUGGCCUGCACUAACUGGAAGAGGGUGAUGAUGGUCCUGACAGGGCAAGGCAAGUACCAGGACCCACUGGAAAUCCCCGCCAACGAGGCCCACGUCUCAUCCAACCUGCGCACCCUCUCCGAGUACAGCAUCCCCGAGAUCAACCACCGCCUGCGCAGCUACCUCAAGUUCAUCUUCGUGCGGGAGCCCUUGGAGCGCCUGGUCUCCGCCUACCGCAACAAGUUCACCCGCAGCUACAACACGGCCUUCCACAAGCGCUACGGGACCAAGAUCAUCCGGCGGCACCGGCAGGAGCCCAGCGACGAGGCCCUGGAGCGCGGGGACGACGUUCGCUUCGAGGAGUUCGUUUACUACCUGCUGGAUCCACGGACGCAGCGGGAGGAGCCCUUCAACGAGCACUGGGAGCGGGUGCACUCACUCUGCCACCCCUGCAUUGUCCACUACGAUGUAGUGGGCAAGUAUGAGACCUUGGCCGAAGAUGCCAGCUACAUCCUUCAGCUGGUUGGGGCCGACACAAGUGUCAAGUUCCCAUCUUCAUCCAAGACCACCAGGACGACAGAUGACAUGACAGCCCAGUUCUUCCAGGACAUUAGCCCCUUCUACCAAAGGAGACUCUUUAAUUUAUACAAAAUGGACUACUUGCUCUUCAAUUACUCCAUCCCCUCCUACCUCCGCUUCCGAUGAGGAAAGGACUGGGAGGAGGGGCAAAGGAGAGCUGGGUAACUCUCAUCUUCCCAAAAUUCCUCUCCUCCCACCCUCUGCCCAUCUCUUGGUUGACUUCUUCCCUGUGCCGUGUUAUGGUCUGCUUCACAUCCUGAUGCCUCAUUCGUGCAUGCUCUAGAGGGAGGACACCUCUCAAAACACCAGGGUUGGAGAGUUUUCUUCCCUUUCCCUCCCACACUUCAACAUAGAAUCAUAGAAUGCCUUGGGCUGGAAGGGACCUCUAAAAGUAUCUAGUCCAACCCUGCUACAAUAAGCAGGGACAUCUCACACUAGAACAGAUUGCUCAGAGCCCCAUCAAGCCUGACCUUGAAUGUCUCCAGGGAUGGGGCCUCCACCACCUCUCUAGACAACCCAUUCCAGUGAUCCACCACCCUCAUAUUAAAGAACUUUUUCCUAAUGUCCAACCUAAAUCUACCCUUUCCUAUCUUAAAACCAUUACCCCUUGUCCUAUCAUUACAUGUUGUUUUUUUUUUCUUCUUUUUUAUUUAAUAAAUUAUAAUAAACAUUAAAAAAAAUUACCUGCA
Apus apus (common swift) is the source of this 2329-nucleotide messenger RNA. It is a transcript of the gene CHST13, whose product is annotated as carbohydrate sulfotransferase 13. Gene Ontology annotation, molecular function: sulfotransferase activity. The transcript is spliced from 7 exons. The coding region runs from base 855 to 1766 and encodes 303 amino acids. Gene Ontology annotation, cellular component: membrane. The record is from RefSeq and is a predicted model, not a curated record. NCBI's taxonomy places the organism in Eukaryota, Metazoa, Chordata, Aves, Apodiformes, Apodidae. Gene Ontology annotation, biological process: carbohydrate biosynthetic process; proteoglycan biosynthetic process.